UUCAAAUGGCAUCCAGCGCCAAUCAGGACACCCGUGUUUCCUUAGGUAUUUGAUUUAAGAAGUGCCCGGCAGCCAAUGGCACCUCGGGUCACCAACCGCUUGGUUCAAUCGGAAGAGGCUACAGGGGAAACAAGUCGUCGCCAGGGAGGAGCCAUGGCCGCCAGGAACUUCUUACUCCGAUCCCCCAAGGAGGAGGAAUCCAGCGCCGCCAUCCGAGAGGCUGUCUUGUUGGGAGGGAAGAACGCCGCCAUUGCUGGCACCGUGGUUGCGGUUCCCACGUUCGUCGCUUGCCGCGUCCUUCCUUGGGCUAAGCAUAAUCUGAACUACACCGCGCAAGCGCUCAUCAUAUCGACAGCCUGUGUCGCCGGCUUCUUCAUCACCGCGGAUAAAACCAUUCUGCGAAACGCAAGACAAAACACAAUCGGGAGGAUCGACGAGUCGACUUGAUCCAGGACUGUACAGGAUCGCAGGCCCUGCUGCAUGAGGACACGUCAAAUUUCUGUUUCAGUUUUUCGGCACCUCGGCACCUCGCAGUGUAAGGAAGACUGGUGAGAGCUGUUGCUUUCUAGGGCAGUCGAUCCCGUUUGCUGCCAGUUGAAAGUGGAAUAAAAGAUGGAAUGUUUUCCUUGUGCCCAUGUGGAGUGUUAAGUUUUCUUUGUUGAAAAAAAAUGUGAAGUGUUAAGGAUGGUGCGGCGUAAUGUACUUGGACAGGUUUUGAAAGGGGCAGUACCAGUGGCGUAGCUAGCUCGAUGAGUCAGGGUGGUCCAAUAAUAAAAAUUUCAUGUAAUUUUAUGCAUUGUAAAAAAUAUAUAUCUUUUUUCCAUCAUA
This is a messenger RNA of Hordeum vulgare subsp. vulgare (domesticated barley), 828 nucleotides long. Its product is annotated as early nodulin-93-like. The record is from RefSeq and is a predicted model, not a curated record. Lineage: Eukaryota; Viridiplantae; Streptophyta; Magnoliopsida; Poales; Poaceae. The coding region runs from base 76 to 447 and encodes 123 amino acids. The transcript has 4 exons.